GGAAAAAAAAGAAAGAAAAUAAAAUAUUAAUAAUCAAAUGUUUCGUCAAAGUCGUUGAAAACUCCGAGAGAAGCCCCAAUCCACACACCAAAGUGUAUUUUCUAUGCUCUUCUCUUUUUCUAAAAACGCGGAUUCGGCAAUGCUUUGAAUCCAAUUUCCAUGGUUUUAUAAACCCUCACAAUUUGAUGACCAAAUCUUCAGAGUCUGAGAAACGAGAUUCAGACAAGUAGUAGAAUCACACACAAAAAUAAACAAUAAGUGUAAGAGAGUUGCACUGUUUUCCUUGUUUUUGUUUUUAUUGUUUUGUUUUUUGUUUCUGGGUUUGUUUAUUAGAGAGAGAGAGAGAUUUUGGUGCUGCAGAGGUCUUGAUUUUCCAAGAGAUUUGUGCAUCUUCAAAAUUUGUUUGCAGGUAAAUUGAGGGGAAAUAUUUCGCAGUGUUUUUUUUAGUAACCCUAGAUAACGUUCGAAUUCCAUGGCCUCCGCUGCGAUAGUAUCGUCUCUGCGGCGGCGGAGAUCGCCGUCUUUGGAGGCUUUCUUGGCGCCGGUGGAUCUAAACGAGGUGGCUCUUGUACGGACACUGGCCACCAUCUCCAUGGAGCUUAUAUUUGCGUUUUCCGAUAGGCCUUGGCCGUUUCAGCGCAAGAAUUCGAGGUCCUUGAUUCGGAAAAUUGAGGUCUUUCUGGUGCUGUUAGAGUUCCUGAGGGAUUGCAAUUUGAGUCUGCCUUCGGCGGCGGUGCUUUGCUUCAAGGAGCUUUACCUGCUUCUGUAUCGGUCGAAGAUACUUCUCGAUUAUUGCUUGCAAUCAAGUAAAUUGUGGCUUCUGUUGCAGAACCAGUCGAUUUCGGGGCAUUUUCAUGAUCUUAAUCAGGAAAUUUCGACGCUGUUGGAUGUAUUUCCGAUGGAGGAACUUGAAUUGACUGAAGAUAUAAGGGAGCAGCUUGAGCUUUUGCAGAAACAGGUGAGGAGGGCGAAGUUGUUUCUUGAUAAGAAUGAUGAGGGGUUGAGGCUGAGGUUGUAUUCUUUUCUUGAUGACUUUGGGAGUGGGCGGAUUCCUGAUCCAGUGGAGCUGCGGUUGUUUUUUGUGGAUAGAUUAGGGAUUCGGGAUGCGAAGAGUUGUAGGGCUGAAAUUGAGUUUUUGGAGGAGCAGAUUUAUAGUCACGAGGGAGAUGUUGAGCCGAAUGUUGCUGUGCUUAAUGGGUUCGUUGCGCUUACUCGAUAUUGCAGAUUCUUGCUAUUUGGAUUUGAGGAGAGCGAGGUAGAAAUGAGUUUUGGGAUUAAGAAGCCGAGGAAAGGGUUGAUUACUCAAGAAAUUGGGGAUACCUUCAUAACAGUCCCCAAGGACUUUUGUUGCCCCAUAUCUUUGGAUGUGAUGCGAGACCCAGUAAUAAUUUCAACAGGACAGACAUAUGAUCGAACUUCAAUAUCAAGGUGGAUGGAAGAAGGGCAUUGUAGUUGCCCAAAGACAGGGCAGAUGCUUGCUCACCCUCGCCUUGUUCCCAAUCGAGCUCUCAGGAAUUUGAUCACACAAUGGUGCACUGCUUAUGGAAUCACCUUGGAUCCACCAGACAGCCCAGAUAGUGUUGUAGAAACUUUUGCAGCAGCUUUGCCAACCAAAGCUGCUAUUGAAGCCAACAAAGCCACAGCAGCGCUUCUCGUCCAACAGCUUGCAAGUGGUUCACAGGGUGCAAAGACUGUAGCUGCCCGUGAGAUACGUUUAUUAGCAAAAACAGGGAAGGAAAACCGUGCGUAUAUAGCAGAAGCUGGGGCAAUCCCCCAUCUUCUCAAGCUACUCUCAUCUCCAAAUUCUGUCGCACAAGAGAAUUCUGUAACGGCAAUGCUUAACCUAUCAAUAUAUGACAAGAACAAAAGCCGAAUUAUGGAUGAGGAUGGGUGUUUAGGUUUGAUUGUUGAAGUUCUGAUAUUUGGGCACACAACGGAAGCAAGGGAAAAUGCAGCUGCGACAUUGUUCAGCCUUUCUGCUGUUCAUGAUUAUAAGAAGAGAAUAGCGGACGAGGGUGGGGCAGUUGAAGCCCUGGCAGGGCUGUUGAGAGAGGGAACCCCAAGAGGAAGGAAAGAUGCUGUAACGGCUCUAUUUAAUCUAUCAACCCACACAGAUAAUUGUGCCAGAAUGGUAGCGUCAGGGGCUGUAACUGCAUUAGUAGCGGCCUUGGGAACUGAGGGGGUUGCAGAGGAAGCAGCGGGAGCAUUGGCCUUGAUUGUUAGGCGGCCAAUUGGGGCUGAAGCAGUAGGGAGGGAGGAAAUGGCAGUGGCUGGGUUAUUAGGAAUGAUGCGGUGUGGGACUCCAAGGGGGAAAGAGAAUGCAGUUGCAGCAUUGCUUGAACUGUGCAGAAGUGGCGGGACAGCUGCAACAGAAAGGGUCCUUAAGGCUCCAGCGCUGGCUGGUUUGCUUCAGACUCUGUUGUUUACAGGUACAAAGCGCGCUAGGAGAAAGGCUGCAUCCCUUGCCAGAGUUUUCCAGAGGUGUGAGAAUGCAGCCUUGCAUUUUGGUGGACUUGGUGUAGGGUAUGCAUUUGCCAGAAACUCAUCUGCAAAUACCGAUGCAAGCUUUUCUAGUGAGGUUUCCAUGCAAAUGCCCAUUUCAGUGCCUGUUUUGUAGUGUUAACAUCUGCCUUGUGUUACUGUGUUCCCUGGUUAUUUAUGCACCAUUUUUGUUGGUAAUGUUCACAAAUUCUUUCAUUGAAAUGUUAAGAGGAGGUGGGAAAAGAAAGUUAUAGGAAUACCAUAUUUGAUGUUUUAGAAA
This is a messenger RNA of Vitis vinifera (wine grape), 2761 nucleotides long. RefSeq names its product U-box domain-containing protein 17. Gene Ontology annotation, biological process: protein ubiquitination. Gene Ontology annotation, molecular function: ubiquitin-protein transferase activity; protein binding. Gene Ontology annotation, cellular component: cytoplasm; nucleus. The record is from RefSeq and is a predicted model, not a curated record. The transcript has a single exon. Bases 473 to 2617 code for a protein of 714 amino acids. NCBI's taxonomy places the organism in Eukaryota, Viridiplantae, Streptophyta, Magnoliopsida, Vitales, Vitaceae.